Molecule: messenger RNA, 4456 nt
Organism: Condylostylus longicornis
Lineage: Eukaryota; Metazoa; Arthropoda; Insecta; Diptera; Dolichopodidae
Product: adiponectin receptor protein-like
Exons: 7
Coding region: 301-1830 (509 amino acids)
Biological process (GO): adiponectin-activated signaling pathway
Cellular component (GO): plasma membrane
Molecular function (GO): signaling receptor activity
Source: RefSeq, a predicted model, not a curated record
GUAGUGUCGCGGAUUUAAACUACUAUUGUUCAAAAUUAAUGUCGACUAAAAGUGAAAAAGAACAAAAAGAAAAAAAAAAAAAUUAUUUAACCUAAUAAAGAGGAAAAAAUUGUUGUUUUUUUUUAUAAGAAGAAUAAAUAAAUUAAUAAUUAUUUAAUGAACUUUUGACAAAUAUUUUAUUGAAAUUUUAAAAUUAGCUUAAAAAAAUUUUGAAUUUCAAAAUAAGUUAAACAAAGUAAAUAAGAAAACUUUAAGAAUCAAAUUUCUUAGAAAUAAAAAUCAUUUAAAAAUAUUUUUGAAAUGUCGUCGAAACAAAAACAUGAAAUAAUUAAAGAUCCAGCUGAACAAUUGAAUUUAUUAUCGGGAGAAAUGGGAGUUACAAAAAAUUUGGAUAUAAAAACUAAGGAAGAACUAAAAUCAUCCGGUAUUGAAAUAAUAGACACCGAUUCCGAAAAUGAAUUCGUACCAUUAAAUGUUAUUAAAAAUACAUGGACAGAAAAUAAUUUAAAUGAUGAAUCAUCGAUACCAGUUGAUCUUAAAUUAACUAAUAGAAGUCCAACAAAACAAUUUUAUCAUAUUAGUAGAGAUGGUGAAACUGAUAAUGAUGAUGAUGAUAUAUUCCAUGAUUUAGAUGAAAUGGUAUUAAGAAAACGUCAUCGUUGGUCAAUCAAUGAUAGUGAUUCAUUUGAUUUGAAUAGUUUACCCAAUCCACUAGAGGAUAUCUUAGAUGAUGAGGAUGAUGACUUGGAAGAUGGUCCAGGUUGUCCAUUACCAUCGACACCAGAUGAUACAACAUUGAUAGAAUCAGAGUGGGAUGGUGUUAAACCAAAAAAUCGAAAAGAUUGGCCGUCUUUAUUGUUAUCAUCUUUAACGAUGACCGAAGUCUUAAAAGCUGGUGUAUUAGCAGAUGAAAUCGAUUUAGGUGCUUUAGCACAUAAUGCUGCCGAACAAGCUGAAGUAUUUGUAAGAAAAGUAUGGGAAGCUGGUUGGAUUGUAUGUCAUUUUAAACAUUUACCAACAUGGUUACAAGAUAAUGAUUUCUUACAUACUGGACAUCGUCCACCAUUACCAUCUUUUAGAGCAUGUUUUAAAUCAAUAUUUCGUAUACAUACAGAAACUGGCAACAUUUGGACACAUUUAUUAGGCUGUGUUGCAUUUAUUGGAAUAGCAAUGUACUUUUGGACAAGACCAUUACAUGAAAUUCAAUUACAGGAAAAAAUAAUAUUUGGUGCCUUCUUUGUUGGCGCUAUAAUAUGUUUAGGAUUUUCAUUUGCUUUUCAUACUUUGAGUUGUCACUCGGAACAAAUUGGCAAAUUGUUUUCAAAAUUAGAUUAUUGUGGCAUUGCAUUAUUAAUAAUGGGAUCGUUUGUACCAUGGUUAUAUUAUGGAUUUUAUUGUCAUUAUCAACCGAAGUUAAUAUACUUAUCUGUUGUCUGUGUCCUAGGAAUGUUAUCGAUAAUUGUGUCAUUAUGGGAUAAAUUUUCUGAGCCAAAUUUAAGGCCACUAAGAGCUGGUGUAUUUAUGAGCUUUGGUUUAUCUGGCAUCAUUCCAGCUGUACAUUAUGUAUUAAUGGAAGGUUAUAUCAGCAAAAUUAGUCAAAGUAGUUUAGGGUGGUUAUGUUUAAUGGGUCUCUUGUAUAUUCUUGGGGCGCUAUUUUACGCUUUACGUGUACCAGAAAGAUGGUUUCCGGGAAAGUGUGAUUUAUGGUUCCAAUCUCAUCAAAUUUUCCACGUCUUAGUAAUAGCAGCUGCAUUCGUACAUUAUCAUGGAAUAACUGAAAUGGCAAUGUAUAGAAUUACAGUUGGCGAAUGCUCUGCGGUUACGCUGUGAAGAUAUUCAAAAAAAAAUAUUUUUUUUUCUUAAAUAAUAUUAAAAAUUAUUAAAUGAAUAGAAAAAAAUGUACGGUUAAUUGCUAGUGAAAUUGAAAGAAAUAGAAACUGAUGUCAAAUUUUUGUAUAAAUGACAGCUAAAGUUAAAACACAAAUAAAUGAAAGAUUUUUUUUAAUAAACUUGAAUAAUUUUCUUGGAUAUUUUUUUUGUUAUAGUCUGUGUUAUUAUAUUACUUUUUUAAAAAUUUUCAAUAUUAAUUUAGAAAUUUUGUUUAAAUAUUUCUUUAAAGCCGAAUUCUUUAUUCUAUGUUCUAUAUUUUUUUCAAAAUUUGUAAAAUAAAAUAGUUCUUGUAGUUUGAUAAUAAAAAUUUUUAUAUACAUACAUAUUUGAGAAAAUUACUUUGGCAAUUAAUUUGAAAGUAUCAGGAUGACGUUUUCAAAUGCCUAAUUGAAUUUUAAUUUUUCAGAAAUUUUAACAGAACAGUUAUAUAAGUUCGAUUUUCAUUACAACUGAAACUUAAUAUAAUAUAUUAAUAUGCAUUUGAUAUAUUUUUAUAAGUCAACUGCCGAUACUAAUUUUACUAAAAAAAAUGAUUGUAACAAAAUGUCGGUAUUCCAAAAAAAAUUUUCGGAAAAAAUAAUUUCUAUCAAUGCAACAUAGAAAAUGUACUUUUGAAGGAUUGCUAAAUAUUGCAUAAUAUUAUAACUAUUCUGGAGGAUGGAUACAUUCAAAGGUACUAAAUAAAUUGUUAGUUUCUUAAAUAUUUACAUAUAACUAAUAAUUUUUAGUGGUUACCCUACGACUAUGAUGAAAUAUGUGCAAGACCUUCCCAAAAUUAAAGUCUAUAUAAAAAAGACUAUGAUUUUAAAUUGGCAAUUAAUUUAAAUGUUAAAUGAAAUUGGGAUAUGUAAAUACAAAUCAUUUUGAAAAUAAAAUAAAAAAUUUCUGUGUUGCGGAUAACAACAGUCAUGCACAUAAUAAAUUUAAGUAAUUUACAACCUUUACAACAUAAUAAAAUUAUGUAAUUAACAACAAUUAUUAAUUUUAUAACUGAAACAACCAAAAAUGAUAUUUUAAAACCAACAGAGGCUUUAUAAAUCUAAUUAAGUUAUUGAUAAGAAAAAAUUAACACUAUUUUGUUAUUUGUUACAAUGUUAAUAUUACAUCAUUUAUAAAGUGUGCCCAAAAACAAAUUUUACUUUUUAAUAUGCAACAUUAUUGAAUGAAUCCCAUAAUCCUUAUGUGAUAAAAACUUUUGAAAGUCAAAAAUUUUUUUUAAUUUUUUUGGUAUUGUUACAAUUAUAAAAUUUUUGCGAAAAAAAAAAUCAAAUUUGCCAAAGUAAUUACUUUUCUUCCUGAUAUAUUUUAAACAAAUUUGACACUUUAAUUAAUGUUAUUCGAAUAAAAAGCUAAAUUUUUUUUUGAAAAGUAUAAAUUUAUUAUUAUUAUUUAAAUAAAUCUUUAUGAGAAUAACAAAUACUUCUUUUAAAAUUAUGAUAGUAUAAAGAAAUAUCAAAAUAAAUAAUUCUAUUAAUAUUAAAAUUUAUUUGUAAAUUUUUCAACAAAAAAAAAAAUAUGUAAUACAUAUUUAUUUAUAUAUAAUUACUUUUUUAUUAUGUUUAAAUUAUACACAUAUGCAUGUAUAUAUAUAUGUAUAUAUUUUUUAAAGAAACAAUUUUGACUAUUUAAGUAAAAAUGAAUUGGUAAAAGAAAAUUGGAUUGCGGGUAUAUUCCUAACAUAUUUAAUGUAGAAUAUGAGAGACUUGUUUUUGUAAAACUAUAAAUGCUAUGAAUAAUAGAAUGUUACUAUGUUCAAUAACUGCAGGUUAAUUUUUAAUGAAUUUCUUAAAAUAACUUAAUAAAUAUAAAAAUGAUUUUUAUACAAAUGAAAAUUUUUAAACGCAUAAAUAAUAUUAAAUUCAAUUCAAAAAUAAAAUAUACACAUUAUUAAUAUUAUUUUAUCAACCAUUAUUAAGCUAUGCUCACACUUUAAUAUUAAGACAAAAUAUAAAAAUAAAAAAGGAUAAAAAUUAGAUUAAAAAUUUCUAUCUACAAAAUUUAGUCAUCGUAUAUUAAUAAGAAAUUGUUAAUGAAUUCUCAUAAAUUACAUGUUCCAAAUUUUACCACUAUUUAAACUUAUAAAUGCUCAGAAAUAAAUAAAAUUAAAAAAAACGAAUCUUUAUUUAAAAAAAAAAGAAAAAUAUUUAAUUUACAGCAAAAUUUUUAAACGAAAUGCUUUUUAAAAUUUUAGAUAUUUUAUAUAAAGUAAUGUUGAUAAGAUAUUUUUAAUAAAGAACAUUAAUAUUUUUAAAUUAAAACAUUGUUUUUGAGUUCAUCUUACUUUAUUAUAACUUGUAUCAUAUUAUGUAUUCAUGUAACAAUUUAGUGAAAUUGAAUGUAAUAUUUAACUUAGAACUUAUUAUCAAUUCGGUUUUGCUGCUGCCAAAAUUUGACACUGUAGCAUUGACCGCUAUAACCACUUCUUAAUGAUAAUGUAAACAUAGCUUAAUAAGAUUAAUAUACAUCAUAAAAUCUAUGGAAUUACCAUUAAUGUAGAGAAAAAAUUAAUUAUGUUCUCCUUUGUUCUUUUUUUAAUGUGUUGGUUAAUAAAAACUCAAUACUGAAA